Molecule: messenger RNA, 980 nt
Organism: Triticum aestivum (bread wheat)
Lineage: Eukaryota; Viridiplantae; Streptophyta; Magnoliopsida; Poales; Poaceae
Exons: 3
Coding region: 249-632 (127 amino acids)
Source: RefSeq, a predicted model, not a curated record
CGCCAUGCCCCCGGCAAGCCCCCAGCCAUGCCCCCGCCCUGCUCUGGCCAUGCCCCCGCCAUGCCGCCGGCUGCUUCUUCGGUCCGCUCGGUCGGCCCGAGCUUUAACCGGACCGGACCGGCCGAUUUUCGGUCUUGUUUUGAGGGACCGGACCGGCCGAUUUUUUUGUCGGGCCAGGACCGAGCCAGCCCGGACCGAGCGGGCCACGAGCCGGUCCAAAAGACCGCUCGUGCCGUCCACCCUCGAAGAUGCUCUGGGUCGUGGAGCAAAUCCCCGCCAGGGAGGUCAUGCCUCCCCUUCCACGUCCGAUUGGGCUUCCCCACCCCAUGUUGCGGUCGCGGAUGAUCAUGUACGUGUGGCGGAACAUCCACGGGGAACUCAUCACCCGCGGCUCGUUCGUGUUCAGUGGGAGGUCCGUGUUCCGCCUGAGGAAGCGGCUAGCCAGGCGGCUGGGCGCCAUGGCAAUCUUGGACGACUCUGAACUCGUCAUGGGCCUCCCCACACGUGAUGGCCGGAUGUUUCCACUCGUCGUCGACCUGGCCAGCAGCGGCGAGACCCUCCACAUCUUCGUCGUCAUCGUCGGGACGCCUGCCCACGCGGCGCUGCGGUACGCGGAUGUCGAUGCAGAGUAGAGAGAUGCCCCUAGAAGUCGCCUUCCUGUCCACCUCUUCAGAAGUGUCGCUGCCUCGGACACGACGUCAUAAGAACCCAGUUCCUUUCAUAGAGAUAUGGGUUCAGGAAAACCCAGCAGUUCAUGUGUUCCUGCUACUUAAACUUGGUUUGUUCUCCUGACAGUAGGAAACCUAUUUGCUUUGCCAUCACGGUUCUAAAAUUCUGAAACUGUUUGUACAAUGAUGCAGUGGCAUUGGUCUGUAAUGCGUUGACAAUGGCUACUACUUAAUUGUUGUUAGCCGCGUUUCUCUUAGAUGAAGAGCAGAUGUGGUGGUUCUUGCAGUGAGUUGAGCACUUGAGUUUUGUUA